Argentina anserina (silverweed cinquefoil) is the source of this 1123-nucleotide messenger RNA. RefSeq lists its product as uncharacterized. NCBI's taxonomy places the organism in Eukaryota, Viridiplantae, Streptophyta, Magnoliopsida, Rosales, Rosaceae. The record is from RefSeq and is a predicted model, not a curated record. Bases 127 to 819 code for a protein of 230 amino acids. The transcript is spliced from 3 exons.
UAACGCCAAAUACCCGCAUUUUUUCUUUCUCCCACUUCUACUUUACUCUCUCUCUCUCUCUCUCUCUGUUUUUCAGAGCAUCAGAGGAGAUAUUUGUGUUGUUGUGUUGGAGUUGUUUAGAGAGAAAUGGGUGCGUGUGGUUCGGCUCAUAGGGAAUCCGGGUCAGCCUUGAAACUCGGAAUGACAUUCGGGUCCAAACCCGGCAAGCUCUCCUCUAUUCCACCGUCCCCGGUCAAAGAGAAACAGGCUACCAACGGUGGCCGUCCGAUCAACGAUCAGUGGUCGCCUGCUCGCUCCACAGCUUCGGCUUUUCGAGACUACGUAGGUAGUAAAGAGGAUGCCUUCUUUGAUACCAAGCCUUGGUUGGAUUCAGAUUGUGAAGAUGAUUUCUACAGUGUCAAUGGUGACUUCACUCCAUCACGUGGUAACACUCCGGUCCAUCACAAAUUCUCUCAUGUCAACAAAACUCCUAUUCCUGUUUCUAUUCCUGCUCCAUCUCCAAUUGAAAAGAAAAAAAAACUUGCCGAUCUCUUUCGCGAGAGCUUCAGUGAUGGUGAUGAAGCUGAUGAGGCAAUGGAUGCCUCAGGUGAUCAGACCAUGACUAAUGGAAAGAUGGGAGUGAAGCCUACUCAAGACCUCCCUCAAAAAUCUCGGAAUGGUACUCCUUUUUCUGGUAGCGAAAGGACAUCCAAUGAGGAUCUAAGUGAAGGCAGGCCAAUUAAGCCUACACAGUGCUGCCUACCUACCUUUGUUUCUUUUUGCAGCCCCAGUCAGAGGAGGAAGAUGAGCCCUACCAUUGCAGUAGCUGAGAAAGCUUGAUUCUGACACCGUGACACAAUGUAAAUGAAGAAGCGAAGUACCUGUUCAGAGACUAAACUUCGACCUCCAUAAUUUGUGAAGUCCCAUGUAAUCCCUGCUGUUGAAAUUAUGAAUUUUGGGAUGGAGGACAUGUAAAGAGUAAACGGAAGAUUUCCUAUGAGAUUAUAUUGCCCAUGUAGUAGAUAUAAAUAGAGGAGAGAAAUCUUGGAUACAAAUUUUCAAGCUGCAAUCACCUCUGCUUUGUUGCAAUACCAAGAGGACUAACUUAUCUAUUGCUGGCUGCAGUGAAUAAGUUAUUUACAUA